AUGGGCCUAGAUGGGAGCUCUUCGGCCUUCUGCUCAGGACUCCGGGAGGCGCUGAGGCCAGGGAUGAGGCGCAUGCGCACCUCCACCAGGCAGCGGCGGGGCUGCUGCUGUGGCGGCGCCCGCGCAGGUAGCAGUAGCAGCAGCAGUGCGCGCCCCCGCGGCCUUGGCCUUGCGUGGCGGGAGGGCGGCGCGGGCGAGGAGUGCUGCGUGUGCGGCGGGUGGCGAGGCCGGGCGGGCGGCUCGCCCCACCAGCUGGCGGAGAGGUACGCGGACUUGGCCGCCAGCCAGGCGGAAGCGCUGAGGGCCGGGGAAGAGCGCGACCGGCAGAACCGGCGCCUCCGCGACGAGAACGCGCGGCUGAGGCAGGAGAACCGGCGCCUGCGCAGAGAAAACCGGAGCCUUUUCCGCCAGGCCUUGAAGCUCCAGUACCAGCGCGCGGAGGAGGAGGCGGCGGAAGCGGAAGCCGAGGGCGCCACUUCCGCUCAGGAAAAGCAGCCAGGGCACAAAAGGGAAGAGGGAGAUGGCCAGGAAACCCAGUCGGCCUGAAGGGGGACAGAGUGGUCAACAGGCCUCGCCUGCCUUGCCUUUUCUCCCCAACAUUCAGGAAGGGGCUUCAUACUAUCAUUGAAAUCCUGAAGCAUCGCCUUGAGCCAGAGGAGCUUCACCUGAUGAGUUCCAGUCAGGCCUCCUUAUCCACUGGUUCAAUUAUCCACAGCUCCACCUGAUAUCUUCCAGUCAAGCCUCCUUAUCCAUGGGUUCAACUAUCCACAGCACCUGAUGUGUUCCAGUCAGGCCUCCUUAUCCACUGGUUCAAUUAUCCACAGCUCUACCUGAUGUUUUCCAGUCAAGCCUCCUUAUCCACGGGUUCAACUAAACACAGCACCUGACAUGUUCUAAUCAGACCUCCUUAUCUACAGGUUCAAUUAUCCACAGCUCCACCUGAUAUUUUCCAGUCAGACCUCCUCACCCACAGGUUCAGCUAUCCACAGCUCCACCUGAUAUGUUCUAAUCAGGCCUCCUUAUCCACGGGUUCAAUUAUCCACAGCUCUACCUGAAAUGUUCCAGUCAGGCCUCCUCAUUCACAGGUUCAACUAUCCACAGCUCCAGCUGAUAUGUUCCAGUCAGGCCUCUUUAUCCACGGCUUCAAUUAUCCACAGCUCUACCUGAUAUGUUUCAGUCAAGCCUCCUUAUCUGCAGGUUCAACUAUCCACAACUUGAAGAUAACCCAGAAUAAUUCCAAAAUGUAAACCAUAACAUUGCUCUUUUAUAUAAAGGAUACUAUUUUCCAGUACCUUUAUAUAUUAUGGGAUUCGCACAUCUAUGGAUUUUUCUGUCCUGAGAUACCAAGGGGCCACUGUACUUAUUGUCCCUUUGCAACUGACAAGAGAACAAUAAUAUACCCUGCACCCUCUCUGGGUGCCAAACACCAUUGUCAGUGAGAAUAAAAGCAAAUGGGAAGCAGAAGUUUCGUGUCUCCUGCUUUGCUUGCUUGUACUGCAUAUGUUACAAUUAGGGUUGCCUUGGCCCCUUCCACACAGUUGAAUUAAAUCUCAGUUUCUGGUUUGAACUGAUAUAUAUGGCAGUGUGGACUCACAUAAAGCAGUUCAAAGCAGAUUUUGUGGGAUUUUCUGCCUUAAUAUUCUGAGUUAUAUGGCUGUAUGGAAGGGCCCCUAGUUUUGCCUGAUCCAGAAAUAUGAGGGCCUGUUGAUGUGCCAGCUGGACACCUGCAUUUUGUAUUCCUUGCUUUUGUAACAAGCAUCAAAAUACUUCAUGGAUGAUUUUUAAUAAUACAACAAGAAUGUGGCAUUAGUAGCACUCUUUUUGUAAAACUUGAAUUGCUGUACAGGUUGAGCGUCCCUCAUUCCAAAAUGUGAACUUCAAAACUGUCUACGUGGGGGAUUGAGAUAUUGCCACUUCUGCUUUUGGAUGGUUCAAUGGACACAAACAUUAUUUCAUGCAAAAAAUUAUUGCAAAUGUUAUGUACAAAAUAACCUACAGGCAAUGUGUAUGGGAUGUAUGGAAAACAUCUAUGAAGCAACAACAAAUGGAUGUUGUACAGAAGAGCUGAUAGCUACUUAUCAAAUUGCAGGCACUAUAUGUUUUUUUUCUGGUUAACAUAUCUUUCCAUGGUUGAUGCAAAAUGAAUUUAUAGCCUACUGACACUCACAUCCCCUUUGGUCAUUUGUAGGUGUUGAUGUUUUGUGUUAUCUAUUUGCACUCAUAAUAAACUCUUUAAACAUC
This is a messenger RNA of Anolis sagrei ordinatus, 2241 nucleotides long. It is a transcript of the gene TUSC1, whose product is annotated as tumor suppressor candidate 1. The record is from RefSeq and is a predicted model, not a curated record. NCBI's taxonomy places the organism in Eukaryota, Metazoa, Chordata, Lepidosauria, Squamata, Anolidae.